CUCAAUUUAUUUACAAGUCACACUGAAAUGUUUUCUCUCCGGUCCAAAACUUGAGCGCUCCCCAAAAAAAGUAAAAGUGGAAAUGGUUUAAAAGCUCGACUUCAGGUCUUGGCCACUUGCCAGCUCUAGAGAGAGGCCUCUGUGACUGACUUGUGAAAUUCUCAUAAACGCACACUCAUACAUACUUCUCAUGGAAGACAAUAAAUCGGUGAUUGGCACCCUGCGGCAAAAAGCCAAACUCUUUCGAUACUUGUGGGUGGGCAGUGACAAAAAUCUUAACAAGCCUGAAGUUAGGGAGGAACACUUGCUGGACCAGCGGAUGAGCGUUUCCGUAGCAGACGUCUUGCAGAGAACUAGGGCAUCCACCCUCAAAAGCCCCUCCCACAAGCAGCAAGCUGAUGUCCGGCCUCGCUCCACCUGCUACAGCAGCCCACCUACCCCCCUCAACCUGACUCUGACAAAGAGAGGGUGCGGCACCGGGGUCGCUGAUUCGCUGACCAUGCUGGUGGACUCGACCGGCUGGCCAUCGCAUGACUCGGUCACCGAUGGUCCAUAUGAGGAGCAGAACUUCUCAGAAGCUACAGAAGAGAUGGAGCAGGUGCUGCAGAUGAGGGACACACAAUUGCCUUCGUCGGAGAGCUUGACAGAGAUUCUGGAUAUGAGAUCAGAGAUGCCUGGAGUGAGUGAGAAUCAGAGGGAAGCUCAGAGAACGUACCUGCUUUCUAUAUUUCUUAAGGAGGGACGUGGACUGGUCAUUAGAGACCGCUGUGGCACAAGUGAUCCAUAUGUGAAAUUCAAACUGGAUGGGAAGACUGUAUAUAAAAGUAAAGUGGUGUAUAAGAAUCUCAACCCUAAAUGGAAUGAGUCCUUCUCCUUCCCAAUCUGCAACCUGGACCAGAAACUCUUCAUUAAGGUUUACGAUCGAGAUCUGACAACGGAUGACUUCAUGGGGUCCUGCUCUGUUGUACUCAGUAAACUGGAACUUGAAAAGAGCAGUGAGAUGGUGCUACCACUCGAUGACCCCAACAGCUUUGAGGACGAUAUGGGUGUCAUAGUCAUAGAUGUCUGUUUAUCUGUGAGAGAUGACAUAAACCAAAAAUAUAGGAGGGUGCAGAAGAAAAGAAGGAGCUUUACGGGAAGUACAACAGAGCAAAACAGGUGUCUCACAGACUCUCUGAAGAAGAGUCAGCAGUGGACUGGUAUCUACACCAUCACCCUGGUUGAGGGGCGGGACUUACCAGUGGACGGACAGGGGGACGUGUUUGUUCGCUUUAAACUAGGAGAUCAGAAAUAUAAAAGCAAGAGCCAAGUUAAGAAGGUCAACAUACAGUGGAGAGAAAGGUUUGACUUCAACCAGUUCCCUGACGCAUCAAGUCUUCUCGAGAUUGAAGUUGUGGGGAAAGAGGGACGGAGAUAUGAGGAUUGUUACGGACAGUGUGAGGUGGACUUGUCAGUGUUGCCAUUGAAUGAGUCCACGCUGUUUAUGUCCGAGCUGGACCCGAGCCAAGGCAGAGUGGUGUUCCUCGUCACUCCCACUCCUUGCACUGGAGUUUCCAUCACGGAUCUCGUUGCCCCGCCACUGGAUGAGCCUCACGAGAGAGACAACAUGCUGGUUAAAUACAGUUUCAGGAACUCCUUGAAGGACAUGAGAGAUGUUGGUUUUCUUCAGGUUAAAGUGAUCAAGGCCACUGACCUGAUGGCUGCUGAUCUGAAUGGAAAGAGCGAUCCAUUUUGUGUCUUAGAAUUGGGAAACAACAGACUGCAGACCCACACCAUCUACAAAACCCUCAACCCUGAGUGGAAUAAAGUCUUCACUCUCCCAGUAAAAGACAUUCAUGAAGUUCUGGAAGUGACUGUGUUUGAUGAGGAUGGAGACAAAGCUCCAGAUUUCUUGGGGAAGGUGGCCAUUCCUUUACUCUUGAUACAUAAUGGGCAGCAGGUUGCUUGUCCUCUGAGGAAAGAGAAUUUGGGAGGACUGUCUAAAGGAACCAUAUUACUGGAGCUUGAAGUUAUCUUCAAUCCUGUCAAAGCAAGCAUUAGGACUUUCACGCCUAGAGAACAGAAGUUUCUUGAGAACAAUGCCAAAUUUUCUAAGAAGGUUCUUGCCCGAAACAUUCUUCGCGUGAGGAACCUUUACCGUGCCGUGUGCCACGUUAACCAGUUUAUCAAAAGCUGUUUCCAGUGGGAAAGUGUGCAGAGGAGUAUCAUAGCAUUUUUGGUCUUUGUUCUUACAGUGUGGUAUUGGGAUUUCUACAUGCUGCCUCUCUUCAUGGUCCUGCUAAUUGCAAGGAACUAUCUGCAUAUCGCCUCUGAGAGAGUCAGCAAAGAUCUAGACACCAUGGAGCUAUAUGAAGAGGAAGACGAGGAUGAAAAGGAAUCUGAAAGAAAAGGUCUGAUGGAGAAAAUCCACAUGGUUCAGGAGAUCGUCAUUGCGGUUCAGAACCUUCUGGAGGAGAUUGCAUGCUUCAGUGAAAGAAUAAAGAAUACAUUCAACUGGUCAGUGCCUUUCCUGUCCAAUCUGGCCUUCCUGGUUCUCAUCAUAGCUACAGUCAUCACUUACUUAAUUUCAGUACGCUACAUUAUUUUAUUAUGGGGUAUACAUAAAUUCACAAAGAAACUACGGAAUCCAUACGGCAUUGAUAACAGUGAGGUUAUGGACUUCCUUUCCAGAGUGCCUUCAGAUGUCCAAAUGGCACAGUACACAGAGCUGAGCAGCUGUAGUGUACACAGUCCUUCCAGGAGAAAGAGGGCAUCUCCAUUGACACUAAAAUGAGAACGGUCUCCUGAGAACGUUCUGUGUGAAAAACCCUUGGAGAACAUGCCUGGAGUUGUUCAGAACUUUACAAAAAGUGGAUUGCUGAUCUGCAUAUUUUAGUAUCAAUUAGAUUCUGUUUGAGUGAAUGCAUUUCAUCCAUGCUGGUGGUCCAUAUAUCAUGAGAUGCAUCUGGCAUUACCACUGGGCCAUGCUCAAGGAAGGUGCACCUUGGUUGAUGACAUACUGUAGAUACAGUUGAAGUCAUAAAUUUACAUACACUUGGCAAGUAAUUUAGGACAUCUACUUUGUGCAUGACAUGAGUAAUUUUUCCAGCAGUUGUUUAUAGACAGAUUGUUUCACUUUUAAUUGAUUAUAUCACAAUUCUAGUGGAUCAUAAGUUUACAUUCACUAAGUUAACUGUGCCUUUAAGCAGCUCGUAAAAUUCCAGAAAAUGAUGUCAAGCCUUUAGGCAAUUAGCCAAUUAGAUUCUGAUAGGCUAAUUGCCUAAUUAGAGUCAAUUGGAGCCUCUUUGCUUGACAUCAUGGGAAAAUCAAAAGAAAUCAGCCAAGACCUCAGAAGCAAUUUCUGGGAGCAAUUUCCAAAUGCCUGAAGGUACUACGUUCAUCUUGAGAAGCUUGUGGAAGGCUACCCAAAAUGUUUGACCCAAGUUAAACAAUUUAAAGGCAAUGCUACCAAAUACUAACAAAGUGUGUGAAAACUUUCGACCCACUGGGAAUGUGAUGAAAAAAGUAAAAGCUGAAAUAAAUCAUUCUCUCUACUAUUAUUCUGACAUUUCACAUUCUUAAAAUAAAGAAGUGAUCCUAACUGACCUAAGACAGGCAAUGUUUUCUAUGAUUAAAUGUCAGGAAUUGUGAAAAAACUGAGUUUAAAUGUAUUUGGCUAAGGUGUAUGUAAACUUCUGACUUCAACUGGACAUAUUAUUAACACUCUAUACGGAGGCAGCUCUAGUCAGCCUGUUGUAUUCAGGGACGAAGAAACUCAACUAAGAUAAAGGGAAUAGUUAAUGCAUAGACUACGCCACCUUGGAAUAUAGUCGCCACAUUGGGCCUUAAACGUUGAUCUACUGUAUUGCCAGUGCCUAAAUGUCACAUGUGCAAUACAGUGUAAUUCUUUGCUAUUUUAGGUAUUUCUCCAUGGAUUUCUUUGUUUUUUUUAUAUAUAUAUAGUUUUUUUUUUUUUAGUUUUUUUUUUUAUUUCAACUUGUUAAAAAUAUGUUUUUUCAAGGAUAAGUCUUUACAAAGUUUGUACAGUCUCACUCUAUGGGAGCCACUUAUUUUUGUUGAAUGCAUAUGAAUGCAGAAUUGCACUCAUAGAGUAACAAGAUAUUUAUGUGUGGUUUCGUUUUUAUGCUCCUUUUUAUUUUGUAAAGAUGUCAUUUUACAACUCUUUUGGAUCUAUUUAACUUUAAUCAUUGCAGAGAAAAAACAUUCAGAAUACUCAUGUUUGAAAAUAAGUAGACAAAAAGUGCCUUUGACAAACACUUAGUGAAUUAUACUUAUUUUCUACUACACUCUCCUUAUAUAGUUUUUUUGUGCAAUACAAGUUUAUAUAUAUACAUAUAGCUCAAGAGUAGUAAUUGUAUAUAAAAAAUGGAAAUUGUACAUUUUUUAAUUUCUAUUUUGCAGUGUUUAAAAUCUCACAGCGUUGAAUGUAUGUGCCACAGAUUUAUUUCUGCUUAACUCCAGUUGUGUACAUAAACAGUAGACCUACUCUAAACACAUUUAAAAACAAUUAAUACAAAAUAUAAACAUUUAUAAGUAGUAACAAAUUUAUUAUUUUCCCUAACCCCCCUAAUGUAUCAACUAAUUUUCCUCAGUGCCCCCUGGCAUCCUUUGUACGCCCCCGUUGAAAACCCCUGACCUAGAUAAUUGUAAGUGGGGGCAGAAGAGUCGUUUCUGAUGUAAUUUUACAGCAUUUAUUAAUCUUAUUCUAGUUAAUGUUAGUUAAUAAAAAUACAAUUGUUAAUUGUUAGGUCAUGUUAGUUCAUCGUGCAUAAACUAAUGUUAACAAAUACAACUUUUGAUUUAAAAAAUGGAUUAGUAGGCCUAUAUGUUGAACUUAAAAUUAACUAGAUUAAUAAAUGCUGUAAAAGUAUUGUUCAUUGUUAGCUCAUGUUAACUGAUGUUGUUAACUAAUGUUAAGAAAUGGAACCUUAUUGUAAAGUAUUACCGAUACUGUGUUCAUUCAUGCAAACAUGCAAUCAUGAACAUUUCGCAUAAACACCUUCAAUCUUUUAUGACAGAGAUGCUUUGGUGUAUAUUUACCAUAAGAUCUUCUAACAGAUAAAGCAUGAUCUAUGCUACAAUUAUACUUCCUUUGAGUUCACUGGAGUAUAUGCAUGUUUAUAAGAAAGAAGGUGGAAACAAUGAUUCCAACAGUCCAAAGAUGCAUAUUGAAUGCUUUGAGACUAUUCAGCCACAAAGUGGCAGUGUUUUCCUUCUACGGGACCCUGUUCUGCAGUAAUCCAGUUUACCAUGGAGAGUUGAGCUUUGGGAGACAGCAAUGACACUUUCUGUAUUCUUCACGUCAGUCCUCAGUUAAAAGACCCUUACAAAAAAGUACUUUAGCAGUACCAUAAAACAGUGAUGGUAUGAGAUGUUACUGUACUUGAUUACGAUAUUCAUAUACUGUGGUACUUAAAUUGGAUUGUAAGGUACUUCAAAGAAUACUAGUACCAAAGUACUAAUAUGGUAUUUUUUUUUUUUUUUUUUAAGUGAAUGCAUGAUCUUAAUGCAACAGUGUGGGUGUUAUGUAAAAAAUAUCACAA
Messenger RNA from Myxocyprinus asiaticus (Chinese sucker), 5543 nucleotides. RefSeq names its product multiple C2 and transmembrane domain-containing protein 2-like. Bases 191 to 2773 code for a protein of 860 amino acids. Gene Ontology annotation, cellular component: synaptic vesicle membrane. NCBI's taxonomy places the organism in Eukaryota, Metazoa, Chordata, Actinopteri, Cypriniformes, Catostomidae. Gene Ontology annotation, molecular function: calcium ion binding. The record is from RefSeq and is a predicted model, not a curated record. Gene Ontology annotation, biological process: regulation of neurotransmitter secretion. The transcript is spliced from 22 exons.